Molecule: messenger RNA, 1231 nt
Organism: Nicotiana attenuata
Lineage: Eukaryota; Viridiplantae; Streptophyta; Magnoliopsida; Solanales; Solanaceae
Product: replication factor C subunit 2
Exons: 12
Coding region: 84-1109 (341 amino acids)
Biological process (GO): DNA-templated DNA replication; DNA repair
Cellular component (GO): nucleus; DNA replication factor C complex
Molecular function (GO): DNA binding; ATP hydrolysis activity; ATP binding
Source: RefSeq, a predicted model, not a curated record
GACUUUCUUCUUCCUCUCCCGCCCUCAGAGCGGGAAAGGGCACUUUCAGGAAAGUAAGAGAUACUCUGUUGAGAGAAAUUGCUAUGGCGCCAGUUGUGCAAAGCUCUCAGCCAUGGGUCGAGAAAUAUCGACCGAGGCAAGUGAAGGACGUAGCACACCAGGAUGAGGUCGUUCGAGUCCUCACCAACACUCUCGAGACCUCUAAUUGCCCGCAUAUGUUGUUUUAUGGCCCUCCUGGAACUGGGAAAACGACAACUGCUCUCGCCAUUGCCCAUCAGCUUUUCGGACCCGAGAUGUAUAAGUCGAGGGUAUUGGAGCUAAAUGCCAGUGAUGACCGUGGUAUCAAUGUAGUCCGCACAAAAAUUAAGAACUUUGCUGCUGUUGCUGUAGGUUCUAGUCGGCAAGGUGGUUAUCCCUGUCCACCUUUUAAGAUCAUAAUCCUUGAUGAAGCGGAUUCAAUGACUGAAGAUGCUCAAAAUGCCUUGCGACGCACUAUGGAGACAUAUUCAAAAGUUACAAGAUUCUUCUUCAUUUGCAAUUACAUCAGCAGGAUCAUAGAGCCACUCGCUUCCAGAUGUGCGAAGUUUAGAUUCAAGCCGCUUACAGAAGAAAUAAUGGGCAGCCGAAUAUUGCAUAUUUGUAGAGAGGAAGGUCUUAGUCUAGAUUCAGAGGCUCUUUCGACUCUCAGUUCCAUUUCUCAAGGUGAUCUACGAAGGGCUAUAACAUACUUACAAAGUGCUGCUCGGUUAUUUGGAUCUUCCAUAUCGGCAAGGGACCUAAUUAGUGUGUCGGGGGUCAUCCCAAAUGAUGUUACCCGGGCCAUAUUCUCAGCUUGCAGAAGUGGCAAUUUUGACUUGGCAAACAAAGAAGUGGACGAUGUCAUUGCAGAAGGAUAUCCUGUUUCUCAGAUGCUGUCUCAGUUGUAUGAUAUAGUAAUUGAUGCGGACGACAUUUCUGAUGAGCAGAAAGCAAGAAUAUGCAAGAAAUUUGCUGAAGCAGACAAGUGUCUUGUUGAUGGAGCAGAUGAGUAUUUGCAACUUCUGGAUGUUGCAAGCACCACAAUGCAAGCACUUACCAACAUGCCACAGGACAUGGCAUGUGAAAGUUAGAUGGCUACGUGGAUUAUGUUGAGUUUGUAUUCCCUUAUCAACUCUUGUAAAGUCACUUUCCUCGACAGGUCAUUUGGUUUAUUGGAAAUCUUUUAAUAUGGUUUGCUUUAUAUUCUUUGUUA